AUGUAGAAUAAUUAUUUUGCAGCCGCUCCAAAAUAUCAAGAAGAUAGCUCAAAUUAAUAAACAAAUACAGAAGAGCAAUAAAUAGGAAAGAAAGCUGUAUUUUAUUACAAGAUGGUAGCAAAAACUCUUGGCUAAUAUCUUUCAAUUUAUGAUGGAAAAACUGAAUAUAAAAUGGGAGUUGUUAUGCACCAACCGGCUAAGCCAGAUCAUCAAGGAGGAUUUUAUGUAUAUGAUUCUCUUGAUUAAGCUAUUUUUGCCGACGUUCCUUUGAAAAAAGAUGGAUUAUAUUUUGCACCAAGAACAGUAAUUAAAUGUGCUUGUUGGGGAGAUAAAAUAGAAUACCCAAAUGGAAAAAUAGCAUUUGAGUACCUUUGUCCUGUUUAAGAUAUGGGCAUGCCGAAAGGUUACUUAGCAACAAAGGCUGCCAUGAAAGAAGCUUAUUAACUUUAUUCAGAAAAAUUAAAAUUAAAAUAAGGAGCUGGCCCUAAAAGUCUUAAAAAACCAACAUGGAAAAACUGA
Tetrahymena thermophila SB210 is the source of this 519-nucleotide messenger RNA. RefSeq lists its product as hypothetical. Lineage: Eukaryota; Ciliophora; Oligohymenophorea; Hymenostomatida; Tetrahymenidae. The record is from RefSeq and is a predicted model, not a curated record. The transcript has a single exon.